CUCUCCCUCCCAGAUCCGGAACCUCAGAGUCUUCCGCAGCCUUUCCAAGCCAGGAUUUCCUCUGCAGAGGAAGGAACGAAGGAAGGAAGAGAGCGGAAUCACCGGUAGGGAUCCGUCCUGCGACCCCAGAAAUGGUCCCAUGAAGGAAGAGGCCCCUGGAGACCCCCCACAGUCCCUGGAGCCCUUUGGAGUUGCUCUGCCGGAGAGAGGAAGGAUGGAGACACCCCCUUUGCCUAAGGAGGGGAGUGGAAAAGGCCCCAUAGUUCUUCAGCCUGGGAACUGUGGGGAGAGCUGGACCAGAACCGGGCAGAAGGUCCUGCAGGAGGGAACCAUCCUCCCUUCAGAAGUUCAGCCCUGGACCUCCAUCCAAUACCGGGAGUCGGAGGGUCACCGAGAGCUUUGCAGCCGACUCCAUGAUUUGUGCAGGCGAUGGCUGAGCCCAGGAAAGCACAGCAAAGCCCAGAUGCUGGACCUGGUGGUUCUGGAGCGGCUCCUGGCUCUCCUGCCCCCAGAGAUGGAGGGCUGGGUGCGGGAGUGUGGAGCAGAGAGCAGCUCCCAGGCGGUGGCCCUGGCGGAAGGCUUCUUCCUGAGCCAGGCAGAGGAGCAGAAGGAGCAACUCCAGCUGCAGUGCUGCACUGUGGAGAUCAGAGAUCCUGAGGGAAAGAAGAACCCAUCAAAUCCCACUCAGGAGCUAUUUUUCAGGAGGAUCCCUUGGAAAGAUCCAAGUCAGGACACCUCAGGAGGUAAUGGAAGAUCCUCCAAUUCCCCAUCU
Pseudonaja textilis is the source of this 772-nucleotide messenger RNA. The record is from RefSeq and is a predicted model, not a curated record. NCBI's taxonomy places the organism in Eukaryota, Metazoa, Chordata, Lepidosauria, Squamata, Elapidae.